Molecule: messenger RNA, 5690 nt
Organism: Calliphora vicina (urban bluebottle blowfly)
Lineage: Eukaryota; Metazoa; Arthropoda; Insecta; Diptera; Calliphoridae
Gene: Nelf-A
Product: Negative elongation factor A
Exons: 6
Coding region: 205-4104 (1299 amino acids)
Biological process (GO): negative regulation of transcription elongation by RNA polymerase II
Cellular component (GO): NELF complex
Source: RefSeq, a predicted model, not a curated record
ACGACAAGUUCCAAAAUAUAAAAUAAAAAAACGUCAUGCAAAGAGAGACGACGAACAAAAAGUAGAAGAAAAAAUAAAACAUAAUUUUCUACAAAUAAUUACAAUUACAAAGUUAUCAUAAGUGACGCUAGACGCCAUUUUUUACAUAAAUCUUAUUAAUUAAGUCGUUGUAAAAAGAACAAUUGAAAACAAGAGGAAGAAAAAAUGACGACGCGAGACAGCGACACAUCACUGUGGCUGCAUAAUAAACUCGGGACAUCAAAUGAUUCGUGGAUAAGUGGUUCAAUAUGCUCCCAAUUAAACAAGGAAGUGUUGCGCAACAUAAAGGAAUGCUUUCCCGAUCUUCAGACACAAGUGAAAUUGAAAUUAUUAUUAAGUUUUUUCCAUAUUCCUCGUCGCCUUGUGGAAGAGUGGAAAGCCGAAUUAGAAGAAGUCAUCGAAGUUGCUUGUCUAGAUUCAGAAUUAUGGGUAUCCAUGUUGGCCGAAAGUAUGAAAACAUUUCCAGCGACCAGCUCGCUCAAUACAGAGAUCUCGGAUUAUGAGGACACCCGUCCCAUAUUCACCGACAUGGUCAACGAUUUACGAAAACUUGUUUCGAAACACAGUGAUUUGGGCAUGUUGCCUUUGGAAUGCCAAUAUCUAAAUAAGAAUGCUUUAACAUCUGUGGUUGGCCAACAACCAAAUACUGUCAAGCACUUUACCAUUAAACGCAAACCAAAAAGUGCUACUUUGCGUACAGAACUUUUACACAAAUCUGCUGAUGCACAGUCUUCACUGAAAAAAGCUUCAGCACCAACCAUACCAUUAAGAUCUCGAGGCAUGCCACGUAAAAUGACGGACACAACACCCCUAAAAGGUAUACCAUCUAGAGUGCCUACAUCAGGAUUUCGCAGUCCCAGUAUUAAUGCCACAAAUGCACAGCGGCCAAAUUUAAGUCGUACGCCAGCCGGACGCAAAGAUGGUGGCAUUAAACUCAUUGAAUUAUCCGAACAACCUUUGGGCUAUGCGGCCGCUAAGAAGCGUAAACGUGAACAGCAACUCGAGGAACAGGCCAGAAAGCAGGAACAAAAAGCAGCCGCAGCAGCAGCUGCUGCAACCACUGCUAGUACGGAUAGUACUUCACCAUCGGCGGCUAAUAAUAGUUCCCAAAGUGGUAAAGAGGCAAAUACACCCACUACGCCCACAUCGGCUAAUAAUAGUUUUGAAAUUAAAACCGAAACUAAUCUUAAUCAAAGUCAAAGCAGCAGUGCCGAUGAGGGUCAUGCUUCCGACACCAAGGAAGACAUUAAACCGGUCAUUAUUGCUACAACAACUACAAUUAAGGAGGAUGAGAAACCAGCUAUAACUCCCGAAUAUGCUCCACCAUCGUUGAGCUACACCCAAAAUACACCGGCUGGAAUAUUGGAUAGCGUUAAUAAUUCUCAACUGGAAGACACCAAACCAAAUCCACAGACCUUGAUUAAGACCAUAAUGCCAACAAAGUCCCCAGAGAAAGCCACAAUUCCGUUGCAGACACAACAGCAGCAGCAGCAGCAACAGAAAACAACUACUAACAACAACAAUAAUCUGAAUCAUGUAAAUAAGCGUAUUAAGCAAGAAAUCAAAAUCGAAAGUGAAGAGAUACUGGUACCGGCCACUAUUAAGGUGGAAAAAAUCGAGCAGCCAACUAUAACGCAACACACGCAAACGCAAACAUUGGGUCAGCGUAUUCAACAGCAGCAGCAACAGCAGCAUUUGCAACACCAAACCCAACAAAGAGUUAUUAUACAGCAACAAGCUUUGCCGACAUUGCAUCAGAUACAAACGUCAACAUCUCAACAACAGCAACCAACCACACAACAUGUCAUAAUACGUACGUCGCCACAGCAGCAAAAGCAAACAUUGACGGUACGUCAACAGAAUACACCAACAACACCAAUAAAAAUGGAAAAACUAGAAAUCAAGCCCUUGGUGCGCAAUACCACCACUCAACCGGGUACCAUAAUAACUCAACAACAACCAAUGCGUCCUGUCACCAACUCUACGUCUACAAAUCCAUUGGCCAAUUUACCCAACAAUAUUUCCGUGAAAAUUACAUCGACUAAAACGGGUAAAGUAACACAGCCACAGCAGCAGCAGCAACAGCCCCAACAGCAGCAACAACAACAGCAACCCAUCUUGAUUAACAGUUCAACUCCAGUGAUAUUGGCUUCAACACCCUCACAGACGGCCGCAUUAAGGCAAAAACAAUUGGCAACGGCCACAGCUACAACACAGAAUGCCACACCACAAACAGCCCAGGCCAUAAAGUCUAUGCCUUUGAGUCAACUAAAGAAUGCCACCAAUAGUGGGCCGGUGAUCAUUUCACAGACCAUCAUACAACCGGCCAAGAGAGCCCAACAGCAGCAACAGGCUGUAAAUCAACAACAGAAAACUCAAAUUAUACAGCAGCAGCAACAAAAACAGCAGCCAACCACCACAACUACACAAUAUAUUUUAACACAACAACAGCAACAACAAACGCUACCAACAUUAACAACAUUCACACCAAAUCGUCAACAUCAAACCUCGUAUCAAACAACCUCGUCAUCAGCACCACAAACACCAACAUCCACAAAAAUCCUGUUGAAAACUUCGCCCAGCUCCUCGGUGGUCAUACGUCAACAACAACAGCAGCCGCAACAGCAAACGAUUAAUGUGAGUAGUGGCAAUCCACCACCUCUAAUAGCCUCGUCCUCCUCCUCCAGCACCUCAACGCAACCAACUCUAUUGAAUAUACAAAAUGUUCAGCUGCCCAAUCGACCUGUCACGAUACAACCUGCUUCUCAAGCUGCCCAACAACAACACAUACAAGCCCAAUUGCAACAGCAACAACAGCAGCAGCAACACACCUUAGUCUCCAAUAACACCGCUACCCAACAACCGAAACUCACACAGGUUCUCAUGCAGCCCGGUUCGAGUAAUGCCACCACUGUUUCGACCCAAUCGGCGGUGGGCGGUGGUAAUGCCAAUGUCAAGAACAAAACCAUUAUUCUAACACAAAAAGGUGUCAUUUUGCGCAACAUUGGCGGUGAUAUGUAUCAACAGAUACCCAUUAGCAAUGUGGGUGGCUUGCAAUCCCUUGGCACAGGUGCUACAACACUCAUGACAACUGCGGCUGGUCCGCCUGGACUUGUGAAAACGACAUCGGCAACCACUAUGCAACAACAUGCUACACAAACGAUAACAUUGCAACAGCAACAGGGUUCGCAGGCCUCAAAACAGUUGACCACCAUAAUACCACAGCAACAGCAUUUGAUUGUGCAGCAACAACCACAGGCCACAACAAGUUUAAUAACGAAUCAACCUUCGCAACAAACCAUUAUAAGACCGGUAAUGACGAAUGUACAAAGUGGUCUCACAACACUACCAGGUGGCUUGACAUUAAUUCAAAGACCUGGCCAACAGCCCCAACUGGUACAGGUACAGACCACACCGCAGCAACAACAGCAAACUCAAAUACAACGUACCAUUAUAACGCAACCAGCCCUGCAACAGCAGACGCAAUUGCGUCCCCAACAAAUAGUGUUGCAACAAAAACCGGCAACUACGCAACAGCGUAUAAUAACAACAACAGGCGGCCUGGCUACCUCGGGUACACAGCAAAUUCAAUUACAGCAAACAAAUACGGGUGGUAUACAACGUACACACAUCAUACAAGUGCCCCAACAGCAGCAACAACAGCAACAGACACAAGCUGCGGCACAGCGUAAAGGAUUAUCAUUAUCGAAUGAACAUGUCCACAAAGCUCACGAGAUGUUUCGUAAAGCUAAUAAAGUAUCUCGUCCAGAUAAGGCUUUAAUUUUGGGCUUCAUGGCUGGUUUGCGUGAUAAUCCCCGCCCAAAUUCCGAAAAUGUGAUUGUUAUUAAAUUGGGUGAGAAAGAGGAAAAAGUUCAACAGGAAGAUGGUCAAACAGCAUUAUGUUUAGUUGAGUCUCAUAUACGUUUAGAUUAUAAUACAGGCGAAUGGAAAACAUUCCAAAACUACAGACGCCUCGAUCAAAGUAAUCAAAGUACUGGUGAUAGUGGGGGUGGUGGUGGAGGUGCCGGUAAUGUUAUGCAAACACAAAAUUCCGUGGUCAUAUAAUGAAUAAGGCCCGCUACAUCAACGGGCCCAUCAACAUCAAAACAAAAUCUAAAAAAAUGAAAAUACAAAAUCUAAAUGAAAAUUAAACAUUUUGUAAUUUAAAAGAAACCACACUCAUCAUAGGGAAAGCUUAGUAAAAGCGCUUAACACAUUGAAACCCAUUCAAAUCAUCAAACUAAACAAACAAACAUUCAUCAAUCAAUCAACAUAAAUUAAGCAGAUAAAAUGAAAACCACACAAUCCAAUCAUGCACCCACACAACACACGUUUUCUUCUUUGUUUAAAACAAUUAAACAGCGAGCUUUUGUUCCCAAAAAGUCAUCGUCGCCGCCAUCAUCGUUAAAAGUACUACUGCUUAAAACAUCUCUAUUUUGUUUUACACUCAAUCAAAUUCAUCUUGUUUGAAAGAAACAUAAAAUCUAAAUGCUGUAUUAAAUGCAGUUUAGCUGCUUAGAAUUCAUAACUACAUCAACAGUAUAAUCAUCAUUAUUAUCAUCAUAAUCAUACAUAAUUAGAAUUUGUUUGAAUGUUGGUAAGUAAAUUCUUAUCAAUUGAAUUAUUUUUUAUAGUUUACAAAUUCCUAAUCAUAUAAUUACAUACAUACUUUAUAUUCAUAACCAACCAAAUCCCCCUACCCAACCACAACAUCAAUUUAACAUUAUUUUUGCCUUUGUACCCAAUAAUUUAAUAAAAUGCAAAAAAAUUUAUUUAACUUUCUAAAGAAUUUUUGAAAUACAAACAUAAAUACAUACAUACAUAGAUAAAUAUAUACAUAUAUAUAUAUUUUUUGAAUUAACUAGGAAUUAUAUGAAAUACAUACAUACAUACUAAAUACAAGAAUUUUCAAUUUUUCAAUUUAAUACAUACAAACAACUUCUUGAUUAUUUUGAAACUUUAACUUUUUAAUACAUUUAUUUAACUUCUCUAUAUAUUGAAAACAAAACAAAACAAAAAAAUUAAUGAAAUGAUAACAAAAAGAAAAAAAUAAUAAUUAUGAUAAAUUUAAUGUAAAACGUUUAUUAAUAAUUUAGUUGUACAAAAAAACAAACAAAAAAUUAAGGAAAAAAAAUAAAACCCUGGUAGUUUAUUCAUAAUGCUUAGAUUUAUAUAAAUAUAAAAAAACUAUAUAUAAAAUAUAUAAUAAGACAACAUCAGAAUAUAUAUAUAUAUAAAACCAAUUAAUGUCCCUUCCUAAUUAGACCCUCUCUUUUUAAUUUUUAGCCUAACUCAUCGUAUUAGUCUUUUUCGUUUUAUUCUAAAUUUUAACUAAACUCUCAAAGUUUUGUUUUAGUUUUUUUUUUGUAUAAUUUGAAACUUUUUUAGAGCUUAACCAAAUUUCUUUGCAAUAUAUUUCAAAAAUUUAUCAACAACUGAGAAUAAUUAAUUACAAAUGCUAAAAAAUAGAACCCAUUUUAAUAAAACAUUUGGUAAAAAAAAACUAAAUAAUUCAUGAUAAAAAAUACAAACAACAUACAAUGAGAGUUGAAAAUAAUAUAAUAAACAAUAAUUAUAUAAUAAUUUAAAUAAAAAGAAAAUCAAUAAUUAUUUGGCUUACAUGUUAAACAAAUAUUAAAAAAAAAACAAAA